Messenger RNA from Schizophyllum commune H4-8, 470 nucleotides. RefSeq lists its product as uncharacterized. The transcript has a single exon. The record is from RefSeq and is a predicted model, not a curated record. Bases 199 to 375 code for a protein of 58 amino acids. NCBI's taxonomy places the organism in Eukaryota, Fungi, Basidiomycota, Agaricomycetes, Agaricales, Schizophyllaceae.
CGGGCCUUCCUUCCCGUGCCGAGCGCCUUCGUAGACGUCGCACGACUACUCCUUGACGUGGCGGGAGCCCCUCACACACAUUAAGUGCCCCCUUUCCUCCCCUCUCUUUCGACCUUGACCCCGUCUCACCGAGAUAAGGCUGGAUCCCGACAAUUCGAGCGAGUACGACUUGGUAAACAGCUUCGUACCUUCCCUCACAUGACGCCUCGUCCACUCAGACAAGCCCCCCACCCCUCACAACUCGCCCUCUGCGUGUACACCACCCCCUUCUCCUUCCCUAUCGCAUUCCCCGCCCUUGCCAUACCUCGAGGAAAGAUACGGCAAGCUCACAAAGUUGUUCCCGACCUCCAGGCGACUCCCCUCGAUGAUUCUUGAGGUCGAAACGAGAAUGGAGGGGGCGGCGCAGGCGCCCUCUGGCGCAUCCCUCACAUCGCACAUAACCUCAUUCCCGCAUGUUCCAUCUGUUUCUU